AUGCUGGAGUUAUUAAUGUUGGAACUGCAUCAGUUGCAGCAGCAAAGAGGAUCGGGUCACAUAAUCAGUUGGAAAUGCCCAGGAGAGGUUACAUCUCACCAUAUGGAUACUACAGAUAACCAACCUCCCAUGAAGCUUUGUGCCCAUCUUGUAAAUUGGGUGGGGAACCUCUGUCCCUCCAGGUGUCCUGGGACUCCUCCAGCUCCCAGCAGCCGCCAUGACCAAUGGUCAGCCCUGGUGAGAGUGGAGAGUCCAGAACUAUCUGGAGGAACCAGAUUUCCCGCUCCUAGAAAUAAGAACAUAAACGGAGCUCUGCUGGAUCAGGCCCUUGUCCAUCUAGUCAUGCAUCCUGUUUUCACAAUGACCAGAUAG
Molecule: messenger RNA, 372 nt
Organism: Podarcis lilfordi (Lilford's wall lizard)
Lineage: Eukaryota; Metazoa; Chordata; Lepidosauria; Squamata; Lacertidae
Source: the annotation of a GenBank genome assembly